Platichthys flesus (European flounder) is the source of this 1824-nucleotide messenger RNA. RefSeq names its product gastrula zinc finger protein XlCGF57.1-like. Gene Ontology annotation, biological process: regulation of transcription by RNA polymerase II. The transcript is spliced from 2 exons. Gene Ontology annotation, molecular function: DNA-binding transcription factor activity; RNA polymerase II cis-regulatory region sequence-specific DNA binding. The record is from RefSeq and is a predicted model, not a curated record. NCBI's taxonomy places the organism in Eukaryota, Metazoa, Chordata, Actinopteri, Pleuronectiformes, Pleuronectidae. The coding region runs from base 93 to 1355 and encodes 420 amino acids.
UUCGCUGUUGGCUGUGAGCUCGGUGUCUCUGUUUACCAGCCACUUGCUCGCUUUGUUCGCUCCGAGACUCAAAGUGCGCAAAGAGGAGCAACAUGUUCGGCAUAGAGGUGCUGCGGGUGUCGGUACGUGAGCGGAUCAUCGCCGCCGCUGAAGACUUUCUGCUGCAGGUGGAGAAAGGAGGAGAAACGGCUCAAUUCCCGGCGCUGAGAGCGAUGCUAACCGAGAGGCUAAUGGCGGCGGCAAAGGAGAUCGUCACGUUGUUUGAGGAAAUCGUGGCUGUGUAUGAACACAGAAUUGAGCGUUCAGAGCGGUCGGAGCGGGAGAUCUACCGUCAGAGGAGGCUGCUCGAUGCCGUGAUGACGCCCGAACUCCGGCUGCACAGAGUUGUGUGUCCUGCAGACAUACAGCAACUGAUGGUGAAUAAAGAAGAGGUUCCCCCUGAGCAGCAGCAGUGGAGCCCCCUUGUUGACCAGGAGCACCCAGAGCCCCCCCGCAUUAAAGAGGAACAGGAGGAACUGUGGACCAAUCAGGAGGGAGAGCAGCUUCAACAACUUGAGCAGGCUGAUAUCAAGUUCACAUUGAAUGCUGUCAGUGUGAAAAGUGAAGCAGAUGAAGAGAAACCUCAGUUGUCACAGUUUCAUCAGAAUCAGACUGAGGAGAACAGAGUGGACUGUGGAGAACAAGAACCAGCCAGGAUCUCAGGUCCUGAUGGACAUUUACAACAAGGUACUGAGGAAAAGACUGAAGAUGAUAGGAUGCAGACUAGGGAACCUCAGUCUGGUUUAAAUACAAAAAAUAACAAACAGCCUCUAAGUGAUAUGACAUGUAAAACUGGUAAGAAAGCAUUUAGUUGUUCAGAGUGUGGUAAAAUAUUUAAUCAAAAGUGCAUUCUAACUAUACAUAUGAGGAUUCAUACAGGAGAGAAACCGUUUAGUUGCUCAGAGUGUGUUAAAAUAUUUAAUCAAAAGAGCGAUCUAACUGUACAUAUGAGGAUUCAUACAGGAGAGAAACCAUUUAGUUGCACAGAGUGUGGUAAAAGAUUUCACCACAAGGGCGAUCUAACUGUACAUAUGAGGAUUCAUACAGGAGAGAAACCAUUUAGUUGCACAGAGUGUGGUAAAAGAUUUCGCCACAAGGGCGAUCUAACUGUACAUAUGAGGAUUCAUACAGGAAAGAAACCCUUUAGUUGCUCCGAGUGUGGUGAAAGAUUUCGCCACAAAAGCAAUCUAACUGUACAUAUGAGGAUUCAUACAGGAGAGAAACCAUUUAGUUGCUCCUUGUGUGGUAAAGCAUUUAUUCAAAAAAACACGCUGAAUAUACAUAAGAGAAGACAUACAGGAGAGAAAGCUGGUUGAAUGAGCUCCCCAUUGACAUCCGGACAUCAGAAAGUUUACACAUCUUCAGCCGAAAACUAAAAACAUACCUUGAAUAAAAAAAAAAAUUAUACUUUCUUGAUUCUUGUCGUCCUUGGUAUGUACCCUCGGGGUUGAAUGCGCUUUUUCGUCAGCUAAAUGAAAUGUAAUCUAAUGUAAUUUAGUUGCUCCUAGUGUGGUAACAUAUUAAGACUAAUUGUUAAUCUAACAGCAUCUGAGUAGUCAUACCCAAGAGAAUGAAUUGACUUGCUUUGUGUGGUUGAAGCUUUCAGUUGCAUCGUUUGCAACUAUUCAUAUUAUACAUAUUAAUAGUUCACUGUUGUAAAUAAAGAAUUUAGAAUUCCCCUUCACUUGUUUUUAUCAGAGUUAAACAAUUUGUAUGUCCCUAGUUAAUAUAACUAAUUUAAUAACAUGAAAGAUUUGUGUUAAUAUUCCCUGUUUCUACUGAUUU